Molecule: messenger RNA, 1482 nt
Organism: Penaeus chinensis
Lineage: Eukaryota; Metazoa; Arthropoda; Malacostraca; Decapoda; Penaeidae
Product: rhodopsin-like
Exons: 3
Coding region: 77-1246 (389 amino acids)
Biological process (GO): G protein-coupled receptor signaling pathway; phototransduction; visual perception
Cellular component (GO): membrane
Molecular function (GO): G protein-coupled receptor activity
Source: RefSeq, a predicted model, not a curated record
CACAGAGCUUCGCGGAGACUCGGCUCGCUGAUUGCUUUAGCGGAGGACGUCUGUUUACGAGUCAAUCGACCCAACGAUGUCGCACGUGGGAAGCGAACCCAGCGCCCUGGCCUACUUCGGCAGCGAUGGCUCCUCUGCGGCUGGAGGUUCCAUGGGAGAGAAGUACACGAAUCCCUAUGGCAACUAUACCGUAGUGGACACUGUGCCUGAGGACAUGCUACACCUCAUCCACCCUCACUGGUAUCAGUUCCCUCCCCUUAACCCCCUGUGGUAUGCUCUGGUUAGCAUGUUCGUCUUCCUCUGCGCCUCCCUGUCCCUCACCGGUAAUUUCACUGUGAUGUACAUCUUCAGUACCACAAAAUCCCUGCGCACGCCCGCCAACUACUACGUGGUAAAUCUCGCUUUCUCGGACUUCAUGCUCAUGUUCUGCAUGUGUCCCCCACUCAUCAUCAACAGCUAUUACAACACGUGGGUCUUCGGACCGACGGCGUGCUGGAUCUACGCUGCCAUUGGGUCCCUCACCGGCUGCUGCUCCAUCUACACCAUGAUCGCCAUCACUUUGGACAGAUACAAUGUCAUCGUAAAGGGUAUUGGCGGAAAACCUCUCACUACUGGUCGCGCAAUGAUCAACAUCUUGCUCUGCUGGCUCACGUCCGCCUUCUGGACAUUCGUGCCUUUCUUCGGCUGGGGGAAGUACACCCCCGAGGGCAACAUGACCGCUUGUGGAACCGACUACUUCUCCAAGGAUAUCAGCAACUUGACUUACCUCUACUUGUACACAUUCUGGUGUUAUCUCUUGCCUUUCUUCGUCAUUGUUUAUUUCUACGCUUACAUCGUGAAGGCGGUGUCAGAGCAUGAAAAGCAGAUGAAGGAACAGGCUGCUAGGAUGGGUGUCAAGAGCCUACGCGGUGACAAGGACUCUCAGAAGAAGUCCAGUGACUGCAAACUGGCCAAGAUCGCUCUCAUGACCGUGGCUCUCUGGUUCAUGGCCUGGACCCCCUACGCGAUCAUCAACAUGGCGGGUUUCAACUACCCAUCCAUCGUGACGCCUCUCUUCUCCAUCUGGGGAUCCGUCUUCGCCAAGGCCAACACCGUCUACAACCCCAUCGUCUACGCCAUCAGCCAUCCCAAGUACAAGUCGGCCCUCUAUGACAAGAUGCCCUGGCUGCGCUGCCAGGGCGAGCCCGCCGAAGACGACUCCAAGUCCUCCGUCUCGAACUCGACUUGUGCCGAGGAUAAGGCUUAAUCUUCGUCUGCGUCUCCGAAAGCUCCGACUCCACGCCCUCGUUACGCACAUAACGGGUUUGGAGGCCCUCGAAUAUUAGUGUGGGCUUUUGUUACAUGCUAAUAUGUAUCUCGACGCGAAGUGAUUCACGAAUAACUCACGACGGACCUUUCAUUGUCAUGUUAGUCAGCAUGAAACAUACCCUUGUCACCAUGUCUGCAGACUCCCUCUCCAUUCAAUAAACCGUUGCAAGUUUA